AGUUCAGAACACGAGUUCAGAGUGGUCAGUCUAUAUCGCUGACCCAAGAUUAAACAGAAACACAACUUCUCCGUGCCGUCAUUCGACGACAUCAAAUGCCCAAACAGGCAUCCGAACAUUCAACCUCCUUAUUUGCAAAGUAUCCCGCUAAUUUUUGUUGAAACGAAAACUUCUUGCUCCAAUUUUCACCAAGAUGGAGUUGCGUACCCUCCCCCAAUAUGAAGCAAUGGCAAGGAGAAAACUAAGUGAACCAUUCUUCAGGUAUUACUCGCUAUCUUCAGGAGAAGGUCUGACAAAACGGGACAGUGAAGACGCUUUCAAAAGGUAUAGAUUUCGGCCACGCCUACUCGAGGAUGUGUCUUGCAUUCGACUAUCAACUGAGGUCUUAGGUCAAGCUAUCAGUAUGCCUAUAUGUAUAUCGCCAACAGGAGCUCAUCGCCUAGCUAAUAUUGAUGCGGAAAAGGCCACAGCACAGGGAGCGCUCGAGGCAGAAACCCUCAUGAUCCAGAGCUGCUUUUCUCACGAAAGAUUCUCACAAGUUGCACGUGCUGCUCCGGGCGGGCUCCGCUGGUGUCAAGUGUACAUUUUUAAAGAUCGCCCAGUGACACUGCAUCUUAUCAGGGAGGCUGAGAGGGCGGGCUAUAGGGCAGUGGUUCUUACCAUGGAUUCUCCGUUAACUGGAUUUAAAGCUAGCGAGGCUGGCCGUGAUUACAUGUGCUUCAGACAUGAUGAAUAUAGAUAUGUUAAUAUGGAAAUGGACUCGUCCAAGUCCCAGGCCGCAUCGAAGAAAGCUGGAGAUCCAACACUCUUUGCUCAUUUCGGAUUAGACAUGGAUAGUACCGUCACGUGGGAUGAUGUCAGGUGGCUCAAAACUGUGACGUCUCUGCCUAUCGUCUGCAAAGGCAUUCUUACAGGUGAGGCAGCUCGAAAGGCGGCUAAUGUUGGGGCAGAUGCCAUCCUCGUAUCUGCUCAUGGUGGAAGGCAACUGGAUGGGGUACCUGCUCCCAUCGAUGCGUUGGCUGAGAUAGUAGAUGCGGUUCGAGAUUGUAAGAUAGAAGUGUAUAUGGACGGAGGGGUUCGAAGAGGAACGGAUGUUCUUAAGGCUCUCGCAAGGGGAGCAAAGGCAGUAUUUAUUGGACGACCUGUUCUAUGGGGAUUGGCGUGUGAAGGCGCCAGUGGUGUGAGCAAUGUGUUAAAAAUCUUGCGACAAGAACUUCGAUAUGCGAUGGGGCUUUGUGGUUGUUCCGAUGUCAAUGAUAUCCCCGAAGACGUCGUUGUGCAUGAAUCUUAUUAUCACCAGCCGAGGCCAAAACUAUGACGUCAACUUUCAGCGGGAGAAAGGGAUUGAGUGCGUGAUAUCGCCCGUGUUCGCGUAUGAGAUACAAGUCGAUUUGGUAUAUUUUCUGGAGCUGCCAGAUCAUAGCCAAAUUUUCCAUAAACGCAAUGUUCUGAAAAUUUUCACAUUUUACAUGAAUCAUGUUACAAACAUUGGUUUUGCUCUGCUGUUAAUUGAAUAGAGUAGAAAAGAAACAUCUAAUGUACGGUUUUGUGAAAUGAGUUCGUGAUCCCGAUGAAUAGCCAACAACUUUGAUUGAAACAAAUAUCACUGGUGUAUGUUUGCUUGAUGCAUGGGGUUUGCCAACUAAUGCAAUGAGUUUUGUACAGCUCAUCCCGAGUACACGACUUACGUCAAAUUGAAACUUGUAUAAAUUUGCAAUGAUUUUAUUGGCACAAGAUGAAUACAUGACCCCUACAAUAGAAUAAAGGAACCCCUUAGCUCGCUGUUAAUCAUAGUUGAAAUUGAAGUCUUAGACAACAGACAAGCAGACUGUCGGGAAGAUCAUAGAUCGCAUGGCAAAUUGUACAUAUUACAUGAAAAAAAUUGUCGGGAUUGUAGUCACAGAUAAUUUAUUGUGACAUUACAUUUAUAAGUAUAUCAUUGUCUAUUUGUGUAAUAAAUGAAUUAAAACUCGA
Molecule: messenger RNA, 1974 nt
Organism: Lytechinus variegatus (green sea urchin)
Lineage: Eukaryota; Metazoa; Echinodermata; Echinoidea; Temnopleuroida; Toxopneustidae
Product: hydroxyacid oxidase 1-like
Exons: 8
Coding region: 194-1318 (374 amino acids)
Molecular function (GO): FMN binding; oxidoreductase activity
Source: RefSeq, a predicted model, not a curated record